This is a messenger RNA of Drosophila nasuta, 1316 nucleotides long. RefSeq lists its product as uncharacterized. Lineage: Eukaryota; Metazoa; Arthropoda; Insecta; Diptera; Drosophilidae. Bases 463 to 945 code for a protein of 160 amino acids. The record is from RefSeq and is a predicted model, not a curated record. The transcript is spliced from 5 exons.
CGGUACUAAUAUUAAUAUUAAUACAUAGAACUUUACGUCAAGCAACUAUUCAAUUAUUGAUUUUCCACUUUGAAAUAGCAUAUACCCUUAAAGGUAGAUAAGACAAAUUUGACUUUAAGGCAAUAAGGCAAUUUUAUAGUAAUUUACCAACUUUUCGGUUUAUAACAAAAAAUUACUAUUAAGUUCUGCAAAGAAUCCGGUUUGGGGUUGUAUUUAUUGUCAGCAGUAGUUGACAACAGCCCAACGUUUAAAUUUUUCGUUUUGAAAUAUGCAAGGAUCUGGUAACGUUGGCCUUUAGUAACUGCUAUUUCUGCUACGAAUAUGCAGUGAAGUGUCAACUGUAAUUUAUAAUCAAGUUGGCCACACUUACCAAACAUUUUGAUUAUGUCAUUCUAUCACAAUUCUGAUCUACUUUUUAAAUAAGGCUGGUAAAUUAAUUAAAAAGGACGAAAAGUUGUGAAAAUGGUAAAACCUUUGGAAAAAGCUGGAUUCUUGGAACUUCACACCGCUGGUUUAAUUAUUGGCUGGCUAGGAGUGAUUGGAAGCGUUUUGAUUUUUAUUAUUGCGGCUUUUACUUUGGGUGAAGCCGAUAAGAUAGCUGAUAAUCUGGCACCAGAAAAUGGCGAAGAGUCAGGAUUACAUAACCAAGCCGAAGCUGCUGUUUCCUUUUUGGGGGUUUUCCUCAUGGGUGUUUGCAUCAUGAGCGCUGUGAUAUCAGGCUUACUCAUAUACGGAAUAAAUAAGAAACGACAUUCUAUGUUACUGCCCUGGUUGGUGUUAGGUACUUUUGGCGUUGUAUUCAGCUAUUUCAAUUUGUUGGCCGCCUUGUUUGCCUUUGUUGCUGGUCCACAUAACUUUCUAGACUUCUUGUACCAAGUAUUUUCUACUGAUACAGAUUUUAACAUUAAAGAGUAUAUUGUUGUAGAGUAUAUAUACAAAUUUUAACAUUGCGAGUACAUAUUUGGAAUCACUUACAGCUCUGCAAAGCUACUUUUAUUAUGUAAUAUACUCACUGUACAUGCGUAUCAAAAUGAAUACGGGAAUCGGUAGCGAAUUGACUUCUCCACCAGCUGCAACAGUAUCAUACCAACAAAACGAUCCUGCAUAUUCUAACUAUGACAAGGUCGCGUCACCAUAAAAGGAUGCCAAAUACCAGAAUAUAUACUAUUGAUGUUUAGUUACAGUUUCAAUAUCUAUAUUAUAAGACAAGUUGCCUUUACUUACGCCAAAUUCGCGUUUAUUCAACGCUUCUUAGCUUUUUUAAACAUGAAAACCUAACUAAAACAAUAUAUAAAAGGAUGCCAAAUACCAGAAUA